Messenger RNA from Hydractinia symbiolongicarpus, 2618 nucleotides. RefSeq lists its product as uncharacterized. Gene Ontology annotation, biological process: activation of protein kinase A activity. The transcript has 6 exons. Gene Ontology annotation, cellular component: cytoplasm. Gene Ontology annotation, molecular function: protein kinase A regulatory subunit binding. Lineage: Eukaryota; Metazoa; Cnidaria; Hydrozoa; Anthoathecata; Hydractiniidae. The record is from RefSeq and is a predicted model, not a curated record. The coding region runs from base 133 to 2187 and encodes 684 amino acids.
AAAUAUGGUGACCAAGUGAGGUGCGAUUUGCCACGUUUUGUUUUUCCUACGCCAGCUCAUGGAAAAUUCUGUGAACAUAACAAUGAUUUAAAACCUGAUCACCUAGUAACGUGUAUUGUUUAAGCUUUAAAUAUGAUGAAUGCAGAAGAAGACAUUGAUCUUUCUGAAGAAAUAGCUGUUAUGAAUCUGACCUCUUCAGAUCUAGCAACAGAAUUGGGAUCAAUUGUGAAUUCUUCGCUUUCUUCACUGUCACCCCAUUCUAGCAGGCAUUCCAGCAAAGCGCCAUCAAUAUCUGGAGAUAUGUUUACCAAACAAAAUAAUAGUCUAGGCGAUGAUAGCACUGGAAAAAGAGGAAGUAUAACAGGUUCACUUACUCCUGUUGAGCUAGAAGUUGCUUCCGGUACCACACCAAUGCAAAAGACAACAAGUGAUUUAUUUGGUGGUGAUAGCAAAGAUAUUUUUUCAUCCUUGUCAAAUACCAACUCUCUAACAGGAGGCAGUGCAAACCAAAUUAGUUCUUUUGAUAUUGUGCCUAGUGUCAAUACAGGGGCUAGUGUAUCCUCUUUUGAAAUGCAAAGUACAGGUGUACAAGAUGACAGCCAUUUUAAUACGCCAAUACAGGCUUCUUCAUCAUCACUCUUUGAAGCAGUAUCUGUUCCAAAAACUUCAGUACAAGAUAAUGUUAGUGAUAUAGCGAACACAAUACAAAAUAGUUUUGGUUUAGAGCCAACAAAGUCACCAUCAGAUGGUAAUAUUAGUACACUUUUAAGUGCAUAUGAUGCUCCACAUAUACCUUCUAAUUUGCAUCACCCAUAUGCAAGCACAACUUUACCUGCUGCAAAUAAUACAACUUUACAUACAUUGACUAGUAGCAAUCACUCUUCCAAUGUUUUCUCACAAAACAAAAGUCAAGGUGAACAGCAAAUCAUAACAGGAAAUAAUAUUUCGAAUAUGCAAAACGAAUCUUUUAAAAACCUGCAACCUUACAAUUUAUCUCCAGUAUGUAGCAACAACUUUCAACAACCAUACCAACAACCAAAUCAGUAUGUGAACAAUAACUCUUUAAAUCAAUCAAGUUCUCCUCCAAUGAUUCCAUCCAAUCAAUCAAACACAGGUUUGUUCAUACCAUCGAUGUACAGCAGUCAGAAGGAAACUGCUGAAAGCAAACCAACAUUUUUUGUUCCUGCACAACCUACUGAGAGCACAUAUAAUACUCCAACGUAUCAACCACCAAUGUUAAGUAAUAAUUGCCAGACACCACAACAUGUUGCACCUGAUACUUAUGGUGGUCAAUUCAAUCACAGCAAAGAUAUGUAUCAAGUGCAAACUGGUGUGGAUGAGCAAGGCAAAGGUAUUUGGCAAUGGAUAAAGAAUACAGUUAAUAAAGACUGGUCAGAGGGAGCGCAAAAUUUUAAAAAGCAAAUUAAAAAUGCUACGGAUUCUGUUCUGACAACUCUUGAUCCUGGAAUGGAAGAAUAUUUAAAGCCGGUCAUUAACAUUGGUGUUGCAUCUCAAAACCUUUCAGUUUUAUUUGGUGUCAAACAAGGCUUUAGCAAUGCACAUGGCAUAGCUAUCGUAAAAGGACAGCAUAUAGUACAGGACAAGUCACCACUGUUGCCAGUUGGUUUCGAAGCAGGUAUUAAUGCUGUGAAUGACAUGCUGAAUACGCUGAGCAAUGUUAACUUUGAAUUUCCCGGUGAAUAUCUCCUACUGGCAACUCAAGUCUUCAUCACAGAGCUAAUCCCGAAUCAAUGGUCUGCAAUGGUAUGUGUAGGUUUAAAAGAUCCUCAACGUAACUUUCUGCUGCAUACUUUCUCACAACCAAUCCCUCUUCCAACACAGUGUGUAACUAUCGCAUACAACCGCACUCUACAAAAUGUAGCAGAACAGUUCGUUGGAUAUGACAUCACGAUUGAUGAAGCUGUCAAACUGUAUAUACCUUUCACAAACGAUAAAGAUUGGUGCUCUGCUCUUACAGAUAUCCCAUUAAAACACAUCAUCUCAAUUGCUUCUCAGUGCUUGGCGUCAGAUUAUAAACGAUAUGUCGCUUCAAUAGAACCCACACCAGCGACACAAGAAAAUUACGCCGUGACUUAUGAUAAUAAUUAUCAGCAACCACAAGUGACAGUGCCACCUAUGGCGUCUCAACAACCACCAAACGCAGUGGUGUUUAAUGGAUUUGGUUAAAUUAUUGAUUGGAGUUUGUGUAAAGGAAAUGUACAACUUUGAAUUUGCAAUCACGCAGUUUACUCCACCCGCGAAUGUUCAGAAAUAAUCAAUUUAUUGGAACAUAGAUUGUUGCAACACGAAAUUGAUAGACUUAAUAGGGAGGAUUACCCCGUUGAAAAAAGAGAAAGUGUUGAUUUGGUUCGCUGUUUCAUUGAUUUAACUUUUACGCCUUUCCCAUAUGUGUUUGACAUUUUGCUACGAGUCUUCCAUAUUUGUUGACACUAGAAUGUUUUUGUUUGUGUAGCCAUGGUAACAUGAAAAGUGAAGCAAAAUUAACAGUCGUCUGGUGUUGGGUUCUUUUAUUUUUUUACCUCAGCAAAGGAUAUAUUUAUAUAUAAAUGUAAUAUUUAUUUAAAAGCUGUUGAUAUAAAUACAUCUGAAAAAUUGAA